AUGAUCCAAGAUGUGAACGUAAAUCAACAGAAAGAAAAUGAAGUAAUUACAGAUCCACCAAAACCAAAUAAAGCUACAACAUCACAAACAGACUCAAGCCAUAAAAAAUCAACCGUAACACAAUUCACAACUUACACCACUACGGAAACAUCAUAUUUCCCAGGGUACACCACUUAUACCUCUUCAACAGGGACCAAUGGACAAUUAACAACAUAUGCAACUUACAUUCCACCAAGUACUGUUGUGGUGGUCAAGAAAGUUACUUCAGCAACUGUAGCAGAGAUUCAAGAAAGUGAUCCUGUUUCAGCUGGAUAUCUUGAUCUGGAACUCUCCCUUUAUAAUUUAUACAGUGUUGCUACAUCAUUAUUUGUUAUUUCUGUAACAAUGCUUUAUUUAAUUGUUGCUUAA
Entrophospora candida is the source of this 408-nucleotide messenger RNA. The record is from the annotation of a GenBank genome assembly. Lineage: Eukaryota; Fungi; Glomeromycota; Glomeromycetes; Entrophosporales; Entrophosporaceae.